AUGUUAUAUUUGGAAGACUAUUUGGAGAUGAUCGAACAUUUACCUCAGGAGCUCAGAGAUCGCUUCACUGAUAUGAGGGAGAUGGAUUUGGGUAUACACAAUAACAUGGAUGAACUUGAAAAACGUGUGAAACUAUUUUUCAAUGACUGCAAGAGAUAUUCCCUGGAUAAUCUACCUCAAAAUGUCGAUACAGAGUUUCAAUCUAUCAGAAAAGAAUACUAUAAAAACUUGGAAGAUGCUGAUGAAAAGGUACAUUUGGCUAGUCAAAUGUAUGAUUUAGUAGAUAAGUAUUUGAGAAGGCUAGAUUCAGAACUCUAUAAGUUCAAGUGUGAACUGGAAGCUGAUAAUAAGGGAAUCACAGAAGUUCUGGAAAAACGAUCCCUAGAAUUAGAUACUCCAAACACUACACCUAGUAUAGCAUUGUUGCAACAAAAGGAAAACAGAUAUGAUAGCACGUACAGGUAUACGAGGCCGAGAGGCGAGAAACGGCGAGACAGCAGCGCCGCCUCCGUCCCUGCCGCCGCCGCCCAAUCAUCGUCCGAGAAACGGCAGACGGCCGUGUCUGCGAUCGCGCCGCCCGCCACGAUCGAGACCCGCCCAUCGGGCGGCGGACAGACGGCCCCGCCUGCGGCCACCGCCCCCGCCGGUGGCUAUACCUUGGGGCACGCUCUGGGGGCUGGGCCGGCUAUCGCCGCUGCCGCCUCGCAGGCCAUCGCCGCCACGCAACAGAUGCAGCAAGGUCGUCGCACGGCCAGCCUGAAGGCCUCCUACGAGGCCAUCAACAGCGGCGGCGGUGGGCACGGCGGCGGCGGCCACGAGUACGGCAUCGGCAGAGAAUUGGCGGGCGCCGCGCAGACCGCCAUCCAGGCCAUCCAACAGGAUCACGCCAACAACAAGAAGAAACAAAAGAAAUGGCACACCGGCGGCGGUGGCGGCAGCAGCAGCACCACCAGCACCUCCAACUCGUCCCUAUCGGGGGCGACAGGGGCGGCCUCGGCGACGGGGGUGGCCUCAGGCACGACCGCCCCCGCCUCCCCUGCCCUCGAUGCCGCCGCCCUUACGCCCGCCUCUGGAGCAGCCGCCGAAGUGACGGACGGCGAAUGGACGUACGACCCGAACGAGCCGCGCUACUGUCUCUGCAACCAGGUGUCCUACGGGGAUAUGGUAGCUUGCGAUAACGAGGACUGUCCGUCAGAAUGGUUCCAUUACCCUUGCGUGGGCAUCACCGCGCCCCCCAAAGGAAAAUGGUUCUGCCCCCAAUGCACGGCGACCAUGAAACGUAGAAAAGGAAGGAACAAUUGA
Messenger RNA from Phaedon cochleariae (mustard beetle), 1302 nucleotides. Lineage: Eukaryota; Metazoa; Arthropoda; Insecta; Coleoptera; Chrysomelidae. The record is from the annotation of a GenBank genome assembly.